UUAUGCAACGGUUAAUGUUCAUACACAUACGCAUAUAAAUUUAUUAGAACGUUUGCGAGAUUGUAAAUCUAUUAAAUCACGAAUACCCAUACUUAAACACACGGAAUGCAAAUGCUUUCAUUCUUACUGUUUUAAAACAAAUAUUUUAUUGACCUUCGAUCCUUACGUGGUGAUUAGCAAACAAACUGAAAUGUCAUAAAAUUCCUAAGGAGAAACACAUUCUUACUGGAAGACUAUUUGCAUUGAUGCUUUAGUAUGAUGACAGUACGAAGGCUGUGACAAAUGGGCGUAUCCAUUCUGCUUUAAUUUCACACACUUCCAUGUAGUGCGCUAGCAUGUUAAAAUAAUUUGCAUCCGUAUUGUUUGAUGGAUUAAAAGUCUGAAUGCAUUGUUGGAUCAAUUCUGAGAGUUAAAAGUCCUUCGGAUAUCACUGGGCACCCGUAGAAUGACACACGCAGUUGUGAAAACAGUUCACAACCCAACUUCAAAAUUUUCAUUACACUGUCCCAAAUCACACAGCUACAUUUACAGUCUAUCGUGAACCCUUAAGGGGGCAUUGAUACGAAGCGUGGUGGGAAUCAGGCAUCUGUGAGUCAUGCGACAAACUGCUCAUGUGGGGAUUAUUUUAAGUGCAUGUAUGCACAUAUCACACCCAUAGCCUACUACUAGCCCAUUAGAAUGCUUAUUACGCCGUAGAAAAUAUUUUCGAGAAAACAUUAAAAAAAAAGAAAAGCACUCUUCGAUACUCUUAUUUUCGGUUUUAUUUAUAGAUCGCCAUUUCGUUCUUGUUAUUGUAAGCUGUAUGCAUUUUAAUGUGGCACCUAUUUCCGGGAAAAUGUUUCCGUAUAUUCUCCACAUAUCUUGGCAGUGCAUUUUAUUGAAAGAAACAGGUCUUAAAUACAUAAGCACGCAAAUAAAAGUUGAAAUGGCAUUCGUUUGUCCUCAAUAAAUAUACUUUACCAUAUGUGUGAACAUCGCUCUUUGAGAAAUAGUUACUAUUAGAUUGCUGGUACUAGUUUUUGAAAUACCAGCGACAAUAAAAUAAGGUGAAAUAUUUCCACAGAACAGCUCAUUAAAACCCCUACCACGAUCAAAGCCGAUUUCAUUAUGCGCUCGUGCAUUAUUCGUUACAAAAUAAUCCUAAGCACUUGGCACUACGGUGGCUCAGGCAGGACAAUCUUUUUGGGCGGGUCAAGCGUGUAAACACAUAAGCAUCGCUUUUUUGUCAUUACGGUAAACACGUGUGGAGCUUUUCACUGACGAAGAUAAUUUCCAGUAGUCCUACACAACCAUAGAUAUGUCCAGCUAGGUUUAGCUAUUUCUUCAAACGCAUUUAGAAUGAAUAUACUAGUCCAGAUAGUUUGUUCCAAGUCGACCAAGCUAAUCAGGUUAUUAGGAACUGUUGCUGGAUGUGAAUGUCUCUAAACACGUUUGGAUACAGAAAGAUUUAUUUUUACUGUUACGCGUGCCAACUACUGCAAACAAUCUUUAGCAUAAGGGGAAGUGGUGUGGAAUAAUCGCCUCUUUUGAUUCCAUAGAGCGUCACCUAUGCGAAUUUAGUCUGUUAGUAUUUCUUUAGGCACUGUCAUCGGACCUUUAGGGGUGUCGGCACAGACAUGGCAGGGGGAAGUGAAGACGAUAUACCCGGAUCUGGAGCUAUUUUCACAUUUGGAAAGAGCAGGUUUGCUGACAAUGUACCCAGCAAAUUCUGGUUCAAGAACGACAAAGCCCUGAAGAUAUGCUGCGGUGAUGACCAUACAGCAUUGAUUACAGGCAACGGAAAACUGUACAUGUUCGGGGUUAAUAACUGGGGCCAGUUGGGUCUGGGAACAAAGGCCGCAGUGAACAAGCCCACUUGUGUGAAAGCUCUGAAGACUGAAAAAGUCAAGCUUGCAGCUUGUGGGCGGAAUCACACACUCGUAUACACGUCUCGUGGGAACCUCUACGUUGCUGGGGGUAACAGCGAAGGUCAGCUAGGUCUCGGAGACUGCAAGGAAAGGGUCUCCUUUGAGCGUCUUCCGUUCUUCAGGGGACGAGAAGCUAUCAAAAUGUUGGCUGCAGGCUGCAACACCUCUGCUGCUCUCACCGGGGAAGGAAAGCUUUUUAUGUGGGGGGACAACAGGGAGGGCCAAAUUGGUCUGGGGAACGAAAGCCGGGCCCUGAAACCUCGAGACGUAGCUGUGGGGAGGCCGGUGACCUGGGUGUCCUGUGGCUGCUGCCAUUCGGCCUUCGUCACCGUCGACGGGCACCUGUACACGUUCGGGGAGUGCGGCGGCGGCAGGUUGGGCCUGCCUCCCAAGCAGUGGGACAGCCACAGAGUCCCCCAAGUGGUUCAGGGAAUCCCCGACAGGGUCACCCAGGUGGCCUGUGGUGGGGGUCACACCGUAGCGCUCACAGAGAGGGACAUCUACUCCUUUGGCAUGGGCCAGUUUGGACAACUGGGCCACGGGACGUUCGUCUUUCAGGCCAGUCUCCCCAGACUGGUGGACCACUUCCAGAAGGGGAAAGUCAGACAAGUGGUGUGUGGAGAAAACCACAGUGCUGUAAUCACCGACAGUGGUCUUCUCUACACGUUUGGAGAUGGCCGACAUGGGAAGCUUGGUCUGGGAGAGGAAACAUACACUAAUCAGUUUAAACCUACUCUGUGUCCACGCUUCUUAAAGUAUCAUGUACAGUCGGUUGCAUGUGGUGGGUACCACAUGCUGGUUCUGGCCAGACCUAGGUCCAGGUCCUCCAGACAAGUGUCGCUAGAAGAAGACGACAUCACGGAAGACAGCCUGGGGACAUCCUACAGUGAGGUCCAGGAGGGCAGUGUCACCUAUCCGACUGUCCCCAGGAGCAUGUCGGCUCGGGUCAGGCGCAGACGGAGGGAGCAAUCUCAAGAACAGUUUGGACUGAUGGUCCAAACUCAUCUCAAGUCCGGCUUCUUCAGGACCUCCUUACCCUUUUCCAGCCGUAUCAUCCAUCUUAGACCCCCCUCUACGGAACCAGCUACCAGGGGACUGCAGAAUGGCCUCUCCACCUUCAGACCAAUCCCUUCUAGAACUGAAAAAGUCACAAGCAAAGACCCAGAAGAUACAGAAGAUAAUGAAAUGAAAAUGAAAGAUCUAGGUGGCACCACUGAUAAGCUAAACUUAGAUGUUAAGGGUGUGAAACGGCAUGAUUUGGAAGAAGGGUCCAGACCCCCUGAGGGCAGACUGGUCCCUAUGGGGAGGGACGCUGGUUUAACUGUCCAGCAAGCCCUAUCCCCAGGGGUACGACAUGCCCCCCACCCUUUACAGCACAGGGCUGAGCUCAAACAGAGAUCCACACAGAGCCCUCUUUGCAAGGCUGCCAGCGACAGCCAGGAGGACAUUUUUACGGCAAGAAAACGGAAACAGUCCGAAAGGCCUGGAGCAAGUGCCUGUGAACUGGAUGAGAGAAAACAGCUCCCAGACUUGGGGGGCUCCAGCGAAACACUGCCUGAGUUGCGUAAACCAACAGAGGUGAAAAUUAAACAAAAGAAAGGGACGACAAACUGGACAGAGGCACAAGGUACAGUAAAAGGAUGGAAGGAAAAACUUAUUUCUGUAGAAAAUAAGGUGGUGGAGAGUAGACCUAGUGCAAAGGUGAAAAGCACGCCUGUUAAAGUUACAAGCGAAGGCACAAGGGUGCUGAGUCAUCCCGGAGAAGGUGUGCAAACACCGAAAAGGGUGCCGAGUCAUCCCGGAGAAGGUGUGCAAACACCGAAAAGGGUGCCGAGUCAUCCCGGAGAAGGUGUGCAAACACCGAAAAGGGUGCUGAGUCAUCCCGGAGAAGGUGUGCAAACACCGAAAAGGGUGCUGAGUCAUCCCGGAGAAGGUGUGCAAACACCGAAAAGGGUGCUGCCAUCAGGCGUUAAAAGUCUGAAAGAAGUGAGUGAGAACAACUCAUCAUGCAUCUCUCCAGCCUCCAAGAGAAAAUCUUCUUCCAGCCCUAAUUUGACCCCAGACACAUCUGCAGUAGUUUCUGAUGCUUGUUCUCGAAGAGAAGGACAGAAGAACAGCACAGAAUGUAAAGAGAAAGGACAAAAAGUUGUGUCGGAAGUGGCAGGAAGACGACAAGAAGGAGUAGUAAGAGAGCAAGUGGGUCUGGUACAUUUAGUGACGGAGGUGUUGGCUGAACAGGCAGAGUCAGCGUUGGACAUUGAGAGAACAUAUAAAAUAUCUCAGAGAGCAAGCAGGUCUGAAAUGCUGUCAGAGAGGAGGGCCGAUGCCAGAUCCUUUUGGAGUGAAUCAGUCAAGUCAGAUUCCUUCAGAUCAGGGAAGAAGACCGCUGUCAGGAUAAAUGUCCUACCAGAGGCAAGAGGUUCUAGGCAUAAACUUCAGGAGAGUAGUUUGGAUCAGAAUCAUGGAAAAACACAAAACCAUGAGAGUGAACCAUUGGCAGAUGAGUUUGAAUCCAGUGCAAAAGCAGAAUCAAGUAAAGGUUCAACAUUUGGGGAGAAGAGUAGCAGUGAGGCUGAGCACAAAGAUGAUUGUGAAAGUGAGACAAAAAGCAGCGAUGAGGAGAGUGACGGAGGUUUUCAGAAGAAGCACACAGUUAGCAGGAGAGUGAUGAUCACUGGUGACCAAGAAGAAGGUACAGAUACAGAAGAGAGUGAGACUGAGAAGCCAGAGAGUGAGGAUGAAGAAGAAGAUGCAGAAGAAAGUAAAGAAAGUGAAACUGCCGCACCAGAGAGUGAAGAGCAGUCACAGAGUGAGACUGAGAAGAUGGGAGAGAUGUUGGAUGGGGUGUCAGCAGAAGAAGAGGAAGAUGAUGAGGAGGAUUCUGGAGAGGAAGAGAAAGAUAAAAGUGGAGGAGAGGAAGAUGAUGAGGAAGACAGUGAUGAAGAGGAGAGUGUUGAUGAUGUGGAACAGGAGGGAAAUGAAGAAGAUGAGAAUGAGAGUGAUGUUGGAGAGGAAGUGGAGGGUGAUGAAGAAGAUGGGAAUGAGAGUGAUGGUGAGGAGGAAGAGGAGGGAGAUGUAGAGGAGAGUGAUGGUGAGGAGGAAGAGGACGGAGAUGAGGAGGAGAGUGUUGGUGAGGAGGAAGAGGAGGGAGAUGAGGAGGAGAGUGUUGGUGAGGAGGAAGAUGAGGAGGAGAGUGUUGGUGAGGAGGAAGAGGAGGGAGAUGAGGAGGAGAGUGUUGGUGAGGAAAAGGAGGAUGCAGAAGAGGAAAUGGACCAUGGCCUUUCACUGAGUGAAGAAGAUAAGGAAUCAGGUGAAGAAGAAACAGAAGAAGAAACAGAGGAGAGCGGUGGUGAAGACGAGGGAGAUGAGAAUGAGAAAAAGGACGAUGAAGCGGAAGAAGGAGAAGGUGUGGAAGAAGAGGAUAGUGAAAAUGAAAAUAAAAGUGAGCAUGAGGAAGCAGAGGAUGAAGAAAAUGAGGAGAAAGAAGGAAAAGUAAAAGAGGAAAUGGAGGAAGAAUCAACGGGAAAGAGAAAAAAGGGUGAAGAGCGACAGAAAUCCAGACCAGCAGUGGCCGCCCAUAAGAGCAAGUCGGGUAGGUUGCACGCCAGAGGCGGGCCGAGUGCAGCAGAGAGCCGCUCACAGGAGUCCCAGCGGUUCUGGAACAAUGUUCUGCCUCAGUACCUGAACCUGAAGUGAAGAGGCGCGGUUCCAGACC
Messenger RNA from Paramormyrops kingsleyae, 5622 nucleotides. The record is from RefSeq and is a predicted model, not a curated record. NCBI's taxonomy places the organism in Eukaryota, Metazoa, Chordata, Actinopteri, Osteoglossiformes, Mormyridae.